Molecule: messenger RNA, 1455 nt
Organism: Mastomys coucha (southern multimammate mouse)
Lineage: Eukaryota; Metazoa; Chordata; Mammalia; Rodentia; Muridae
Gene: Ggh
Product: gamma-glutamyl hydrolase
Exons: 10
Coding region: 314-1150 (278 amino acids)
Biological process (GO): tetrahydrofolylpolyglutamate metabolic process
Cellular component (GO): vacuole
Molecular function (GO): gamma-glutamyl-peptidase activity
Source: RefSeq, a predicted model, not a curated record
CCAGUUGGGAUGUAUCAAAAGUAGGAAGAGAAGAGCUCAAGUUAAGAAUGAAGCAGAGGAGAAAGCAUGCUGUAGGCUUCUCAGAGAAGACUCCACCUCGGCUGAGCUAGUGGGCAAUUUCAUAGUUCAAGAAGUUUCCAGAGGAUCUCUCUCUAUUCCUGUUCCCUUGUUCCGUAAUGAUAAUUAAGAUUAUAGGAAGGCUGCAGGGGUGUCUUGGAUAAGAUAAAAACCAGGAGCUACUAGUGUUACACAUGGGUCUGAUAGACUUCUUGCAGAGCUACAGGCUGGCUCAUGACCUUUGCAUGGAAUAAUAAUGCAAGAAUGUUAUGGGAACAUGACGAAGUUGGGGAAAUACUACAUUGCCGCAUCCUAUGUGAAGUUUAUAGAGUCUGCAGGUGCAAGAGUUGUACCCGUAAGGCUCGAUCUUAGUGAUGCAGACUAUGAAAGACUCUUUAGGUCCAUUAAUGGAGUCCUCUUUCCUGGAGGAGGUGCUAGCCUCACACAUUCAGGUUAUUCCCGAGUGGCCAAAAUAUUUUUCAACAAGGCUAUAGAGAGUUAUGAUAAUGGAGACCAUUUUCCUGUGUGGGGAACAUGCCUUGGAUUUGAGGAGCUUUCUAUCCUGGUUAGCGGAGACAACUUACUAACAUAUACAAACACAAAGUCAGAGAAAUUGCCCUUGAACUUCACUCCAGGUGCAAGACAGAGCAGAAUGUUCCAGAAUUUUCCUACUGAGUUAUUGAAUUCAUUAGCGGUAGAAAAUCUGACAGCAAAUUUUCACAAAUGGAGCCUCUCUGUGAAGAACUUUACAGAAAAUGAAAAGUUAAAGAAGUUUUUCAAUAUAUUAACAACCAAUACAGAUGGCAACACUGAGUUCAUUUCAUCCAUGGAAGGCUUUAAGUAUCCAGUUUAUGCAGUCCAGUGGCAUCCUGAGAAAGCGCCAUUCGAGUGGAAGAGGCUGCAUGGUAUCUCCCACGCACCCAAUGCUGUGAAGACUUCAUUCUACUUAGCAGAGUUUUUUAUUUCUGAAGCUCGGAAAAACAAUCACCACUUUGAGGACACACGUGAGGAGACUGCAUCCUUGAUUUACCAGUUCUGUCCAGUUUAUACUGGAAAUAUUUCUUCAUUUCAGCAAUCUUAUAUGUUUAACUGAAAGCCUUCAAUAUGGUAACAGAGCAACUCUGAGUAAUUCUGUGAUUGAAUCACAAAUACUGCUCAGGGCAGUAUGAGAAAGCCACACAGAUGCCUUUCCUGUGGGCCUGGUUCUUUUAUCAGAUUUCAUAGCCUGACAGUGAAAAAGAUUAAAAAGUCAUUUUUUUUCAUGAAAAUGCCUUCUUAUAUCUGAAGAUUCUAAAAUAUACUUUUUUGAAAAUAUACUUUUUUCUGUGAUUAUUGGCUCAAGGAGAAAAAGCUAUUCCAAAUCUACCCAACUGAUUUUUGUAAAAGUCUUGAGUUGUG